UGUUUGCGGGUUAGUGAUGUGGUGCAGUUUGGAGCGGGGCAGCUGCCAUAGCCAUGGCCGCCUCGUGCUCUGAUAGUUCCCUGUUGAGGGGCUCGAGCUGCUCCAUGGACGGUUCCUCGCUCCCCGGGCAGUUUGAUGAUGCGGACACCGAGCACAGUGAUUGUGGCUGUCCUGAGCAAACACAACAGGCAGCACGAAAAGUCAACAGUUUAUAUCUGAGUAACUCUGAGGAAGAGGAACAUUAUAUCGCAAGUGAUGAUGGCGAAGAAUGGGACUGGGAUGUUUGUGAUGGAGACCUCACCAAGCGCUAUACUGCUUCCAGGGGUUACAACCAGCAGGCAAAUCGACAAAUUUCUUGUAAUUCAGCAAAGAUGGCCACUCCAACAGACAAGGUUCUGAGAAAGUUUGAACAUAAAAUUAAUCUUGAUAAACUAAAUUUUGAUGACUCUGUGAUAAACAGGGUAACUGAAAAAUCAAGAAAGAAACAUACAGACAUGUUUCGGGUUAAAGAUAAAUCUGACCGAGCCACUGUGGAGCAGGUUUUGGAUCCACGAACUCGAAUGAUCUUGUUUAAAAUGCUGAGUAGAGGAGUGAUAUCUCAAAUCCAUGGAUGUAUCAGUACAGGCAAGGAGGCAAAUGUAUAUCAUGCAACAACAAACACUGGAGAAAGCAGAGCAAUAAAGAUCUACAAAACUUCAAUCUUAAUUUUUAAAGAUCGUGACAAAUAUGUUAGUGGGGAAUUCAGAUUCCGCCAUGGAUAUUGCAAAGGAAAUCCAAGGAAAAUGGUGAGGACUUGGGCAGAAAAGGAGAUGAGAAAUUUAAUCAGGUUGCAAACAGCAGCAAUACCAUGUCCAGAACCGAUCAUGCUCAGGAGCCAUGUGCUUGUUAUGGGUUUUAUUGGUAAAGAUGACAUGCCGGCACCUUUGCUGAAGAAUGCUCAUUUGUCAGAAUCCAAGGCCCGUGAACUAUAUCUGUUUGUUAUUCAGUACAUGCGAAGAAUAUACAAAGAUGCCAAACUGGUUCAUGCUGAUCUCAGUGAAUUUAAUAUGCUGUACCAUGAUGGGGGAGUUUAUAUAAUUGAUGUAUCACAGUCAGUGGAACAUGAUCAUCCAUGUGCCUUGGAGUUUCUCCGAAAAGACUGUCUCAAUGUCAAUGAAUUUUUUCGUAAACAUAGUGUUGCUGUGAUGACUGUGCGAGAACUUUUUGAAUUUGUCACUGACCCUUCAAUUAUGGAAGAUAAUCUUGAUGCUUAUCUUCAGAAGGCAAUGGAAGUAGCUGCAGAAAGAUCAGAAGAAGAACGAUCCAACCAGGACAAAGUAGAUGAAGAGGUGUUCAAAAACGCCUACAUACCCAGGACACUGAAUGAAGUGAAACAUUAUGAACGGGAUGUUGACAUAAUGAUGAAGCUCAAGGAAGAAGAUAUAACUACAGAUUUACAGCAUGACAAUAUUCUGUAUCAGACGGUGACAGGAAUGAAGAAAGACUUGAGUGGUGUGCAACAGGUACCUGCCCUUCUUGAGAAUUUGCAAGAAAGUGAUGGAAAAUCUAAUUCUGAUAAUGAUAGCUCUGACUCCGAGCUUGGCUCUGAAGAAGGAGAAAGGAUUCAUCCUAAAGACCAUGUGGAGGAAAGUGAAACUAACAAAAAGGACAGAAAAAGACUGGUUAAAGAAGCGCAGCGAGAAAAACGAAGAAACAAAGUACCCAAGCAUGUCAAAAAAAGGAAAGAGAAGGUUGCCAAAAUGAAGAAAGGGAAAUCAUAGAAAUUUGAAUUGUGCUUUGUAAAUGGUUGACAAUCAAAAUACUCUGGUCACCAACAACUUUAAUACCAACUUAUUAAAUGAGGAAGUCUAUUUGAUUCAUCUUGAGCAGAAUUUUUAAUGCCAGGUACCAAUUGUGCCUUUGGGAUGAAACGCUGUUUGGGAACACAAAUGCCAGCAGCUUGAUCCAUAAGGAGAUUUUGGAGAACAUGCAAACUAAGGCACUAUCUUUGGGAGGCCCAGUCAAUUAAUGAUGUCAGGAAAGUCCACAGAAAGUAAUAUAAAAGUAAAAUACUGCUAUUGCUGAAAUAAGAACAAAGUGCUGGAGAAACCCAACAGGUGUGACAGCACCUACAGAAAGCUGUGUGAUAUUUGACGAUUGGUAGCUCCACCAUCAGACUUGGUUUUAUGGAAGGGUUGUUCGGUUGCUGGCUGACCCUUGUUUGGAUCACAAUGUAAAUGCAAGUGUUUGUGCAGCAGGUGAAAUAUGCAUUCAAUUAUUAAAGCAUAGUAUCCGCGGAUACCAAUAACCCAAUCAAAUCAAUCAGCAGCGUACAAUUUAAACCAUAAUUUAGGAUUUCCAAGCUGCCAUUGUUACCCCCAGCGGAAUUGUAGAAUUCACAAUCUCUGAGGUAAGUAGGGCUCAGUGGUUAGCACUGCUGCCUCACAGCACCAGGGUCCCAGGUUCGAUUCCAGCGUCUGGCGACUGUGUG
Molecule: messenger RNA, 2470 nt
Organism: Chiloscyllium plagiosum (whitespotted bambooshark)
Lineage: Eukaryota; Metazoa; Chordata; Chondrichthyes; Orectolobiformes; Hemiscylliidae
Source: RefSeq, a predicted model, not a curated record